CUUGGAGUAGGAAGCUUGGGCGCUUCGGCUGUAAGGAACCGCGGCUGGGGGAAAAUGGAUCCCUUUACUAACGAUCUGCUUCAGCUCCCCAGGAAUAUGAUUGAAAACAGCAUGUUUGAGGAAGAACCAGAUGUGGUAGAUUUAGCCAAAGAGCCCUGUUUACAUCCUCUAGAGCCUGACGAGGUGGAGUACGAGCCCCGGGGUUCAAGACUGCUGGUGCGGGGUCUUGGUGAGCAUGAGAUGGAUGAGGAUGAAGAGGAUUAUGAGUCAUCUGCAAAACUGCUGGGCAUGUCCUUCAUGAACAGAAGCUCAGGCCUUCGGAACAGUGCAACCGGCUAUAGGCCGAGCCCAGAUGGGACUUGUUCUGUACCAUCUGUGAGGACCAUGGCGGUCUGUGUUUUUCUUAUUGUGGUUGCUGUUUCUAUAAUCAUGGUGAUUUAUCUACUGCCCAGGUGUACCUUUACCAAAGAAGGCUGCCAUAAAAAAAACCAAUCAAUGGGACUAAUUCAGCCACUUGCAACAAAUGGAAAGUUGUUUCCUUGGGCACAAGUCAGGCUUCCCACUGCCAUUAUUCCACUACGCUAUGAACUUAACCUACACCCAAACCUAACCUCGAUGACAUUCAAGGGUUCUGUGACCAUUUCACUUCAGGCUCUUCAGGCCACGUGGAAUAUCAUUCUUCACAGUACAGGCCAUAAUAUUUCGAGAGUGACCUUUAUGUCAUCAGUUUCAAGCCAAGAAAAACAAGUUGAGGUCUUGGAAUACCCAUUUCAUGAACAAAUUGCCAUUGUUGCCCCUGAAACCCUUCUUGAAGGACACAGUUAUACCUUGAAGAUAGAAUAUUCGGCGAAUAUAUCUAGUUCUUACUAUGGGUUUUAUGGAAUCUCCUACACAGAUGAAAGUAAUGUGAAAAAGUACUUUGCAGCAACUCAGUUUGAACCCCUGGCAGCAAGAUCUGCUUUUCCUUGUUUUGAUGAACCAGGAUUUAAAGCCACAUUUAUCAUCAGGAUCAUAAGGGAUGAGCAAUAUACUGCUUUAUCAAAUAUGCCUAAGAAUUCAUCAGUCAUCAUGGAAGAUGGACUUGUUCAGGAUGAGUUUUCCGAGAGUGUGAAAAUGAGCACUUACCUUGUUGCAUUCAUUGUUGGGGAAAUGAAGAACCUGAGUCAGGAUGUAAAUGGAACCCUGGUAUCUAUAUAUGCUGUACCAGAAAAGAUUGGUCAAGUUCACCAUGCCUUGGAAACAACUGUGAGGCUUCUUGAAUUCUAUCAAAAUUACUUUGAAAUUCAAUACCCACUUAAGAAAUUGGAUUUGGUGGCUAUUCCUGACUUUGGAGCAGGAGCAAUGGAAAAUUGGGGUUUGCUCACCUUCCGAGAAGAAACACUUCUGUAUGACAAUAAUACUUCUUCAGUAGCGGACAGAAAACUGGUUACUAAAAUCAUUGCUCAUGAGCUAUCCCAUCAGUGGUUUGGUAAUCUGGUCACAAUGGAGUGGUGGAACGAUCUGUGGCUAAAUGAAGGGUUUGCUACUUUCAUGGAGUAUUUCUCUUUGGAAAAAAUAUUCAAAGAGCUCUCCAGUUAUGAAGAUUUCUUAGAUGCUCGAUUUAAAACCAUGAGGAAAGAUUCCCUGAAUUCAUCUCAUCCAAUAUCAUCAUCAUGUGUUGAGUCUUCAGAACAGAUUGAAGAAAUGUUUGAUUCUCUUUCCUAUUUUAAGGGAGCUUCCCUCUUGUUGAUGCUGAAAACUUAUCUUAGUGAAGAUGUAUUUCAACAUGCUAUUGCUUUUUACCUGCAUAAUCAUAGCUAUGCAUCCAUUCAAAGUGAUGAUCUGUGGGAUAGUUUCAAUGAGGUCACAAACAAAACACUAGAUGUAAAGAAAAUGAUGAAAACCUGGACCCUGCAAAAAGGAUUUCCUUUAGUGACUGUUCAAAGGAAAGGAAAGGAACUCCAUGUACAACAAGAAAGAUACUUUUUAAAUAUGAAGCCUGAAAUUCUGCCUUCAGAUGCAAGCUAUCUCUGGCAUAUUCCACUAUCCUGUGUCACUGAGGGAAGAAAUUACUCAAAAUAUCCAUUAGUAUUUUUACUGGACAAGAAAUCAGAUGUCAUCAAUCUUACAGAAGAAGUGCAGUGGGUCAAAGUCAAUACAAACAUGAAUGGCUAUUAUAUUGUACAUUAUGAGGAUGAUGAUUGGGAAGCACUAAUCAAACAGCUGAAAGCAAAUCCUUAUGUCCUGAGUGACAAAGACCGAGCCAGCCUCAUCAACAACAUCUUUGAACUUGCAGCCCUAGGCAAGGUAUCUCUUCAGAGGGCCUUUGAUUUGAUUGAUUACCUUGGAAAUGAGACCUAUACCGCACCCAUCACUGAAGCCCUGUUCCAGACUGGCCUCAUCUAUAACCUCCUUGAAAAGCUGGGAUACAUGGAUCUGGCCUCAAGAGUAGUGACCAGGGUAUCUAAAUUACUUCGAAGCCAAAUCCAGCAGCAGACUUGGACUGAUGAAGGCUCCCCGUGUGCCCGGGAGCUUCGGUCAGUCUUGCUGGAGUUUGCUUGCGUCCACGGCCUUGAGAACUGCAGUGCCACAGCCAUGACGCUGUUUGAUGACUGGGUGGCCUCCAACGGAACUCAAAGCCUACCUACUGAUGUCAUGAGUACUGUGUUCAAGGUUGGAGCAAAAACAGAGAAAGGCUGGUCAUUCCUGUUAAGCAAGUAUGUCUCUAUAGACUCUGAAGCAGAGAAGAAUAAAAUACUUGAAGCUCUUGCCAGCUCAGAGGAUGUACGGAAACUUUACUGGUUAAUGAAAAAUAGCCUCAGUGGAGAUAUCAUCCGAACACAAAAGCUGUCAUUCAUCAUUAGAACAGUUGGCCGACAUUUUCCUGGACACUUGUUGGCAUGGGAUUUUGUCAAAGAGAACUGGAACAAGCUUGUACAGAAGUUUCAUCUGGGGUCCUAUACCAUACAAAGUAUUGUUGCUGGGUCGACACACCUGUUUUCAACAAAGGCGCAUUUGUCUGAGGUCCAGACGUUCUUUGAAAAUCAGUCAGAGGCAACCUUUCGGCUUCGCUGUGUCCAGGAGGCUUUGGAAGUCAUCCAGUUGAAUAUCCGAUGGAUGGAGAAGAACCUCAAAACUCUGACGUGGUGGCUCUAGCAUGCACAGCUGCGCCCCAUUUUGUCGCCCAUUCAGAGAGCUAGUUAACAUGGGCUCUGCUGCUUUUGCAAAAAGCCAAGGUGAAGCCAGAAUCGCUGCCGAGUUGUUGGCGCUCUUAGGAGUUCUAGUUCGCUCAGGGCCCGUCUGUAUUUUUCAUCUUUCUUGAAUUGUCUUUGGGCAGUAUGUAGUUAUUUAUUACAAAAUUAUAUUCACCUGUAUGCCAACAUCUACAAAAACAGUAAUUUUUCUACUUCGAAGAUACGCAAAUGGGGGAAAAGCAUCUGUUUUGGCAUUCUGUUCUGUUUCUCAGUAUCCGGAAAGUACUGGCACAGUGCAACAAGGAAGGAUCUACCGUGGGAGCCGCCAUCUUUGCAGGCGCUGCUUUGUCAGCCAUUUGUUGCUUCUUAGUGAUAGACGAUAGAUGUUACUUGAAUGUGGUACAAAACUUAGCUUCAAAAGCUAUGGCAAUGAAGUUGACGAAUCCUACAGCUGUUAGAAAACCGAUCUCAGGUGUGCAGAUCUACUUUGGUUUGAGGUUUUGAUUAAUCCUUUAUUUUCUGAAACAAAGUUUAAAUAAGAUCUAUAACUUAUAUUUUUUUUCUGCAGGGCAGCCAGGUGCUACAGAACUUUUAAAUUUUUGUUGUACUGAAAAACUAAGUAACAAGGACAAAAGAUUAAAUUUUCCAAAUAGGUAAUACUUAUUUUUUCAUCUUUUAGGAAACUGUUUCAAACUGAGUUAGCUUUAAUUAUAAUUAUUUUAUUUAUGAAUUCCAGUAUUCUCCAAAUCUAUACACCUUUAUUACUCCCUGCCAUAGGUACAUCUUACGUUAUAGAGGAAUAUGUCUACACUUAUGGCAAGCAUUUUGUUAAUACUGUUGUCUUUUAUCAUGACUAUCACUGUUACUAGAAUUAGUUUAGGUUGCCUUUGACAUUACCCGAUCAUAGACACUUUCUCUGUGAGUCAUACCUGUGUAGAUUUUCAUGUUAUAUGGUAGCAUAUAUUAGAAGCAUAUUUUAAAAUAGGGUCUUUGAGAAAUUGAACAUUUUUAUUUGAAGUUCACCAUAGUACCUUAAAGGAAUAAAGAGAAUGUGGGAUAGGAGUAACUUGAUUCAGAUUUAAUAUGGUGGGCUUUGAAUUUUUUCUACUAUCAAAAUAGUACUUU
Molecule: messenger RNA, 4298 nt
Organism: Odobenus rosmarus divergens (Pacific walrus)
Lineage: Eukaryota; Metazoa; Chordata; Mammalia; Carnivora; Odobenidae
Gene: LNPEP
Product: leucyl/cystinyl aminopeptidase
Exons: 18
Coding region: 55-3135 (1026 amino acids)
Biological process (GO): peptide catabolic process; proteolysis
Cellular component (GO): cytoplasm
Molecular function (GO): zinc ion binding; metalloaminopeptidase activity; peptide binding
Source: RefSeq, a predicted model, not a curated record